Molecule: messenger RNA, 727 nt
Organism: Atta colombica
Lineage: Eukaryota; Metazoa; Arthropoda; Insecta; Hymenoptera; Formicidae
Gene: EMC8-9
Product: ER membrane protein complex subunit 8
Exons: 5
Coding region: 29-646 (205 amino acids)
Cellular component (GO): EMC complex
Source: RefSeq, a predicted model, not a curated record
UGCUUGCGUUUACAGUGUACCCUUGACGAUGACGAAUGUUUUCUUUUCGCCCCGCGCGUAUUGCAAAAUUAUUUUACAUGCAGCUAAAUAUCCGCAUUGUGCAAUAAAUGGCCUGCUGCUUGGCAAACAAAAGAACAAGGACGGCAGGGCGGAUCUAUACAUCGAGGAUGCGAUACCUUUAUUCCAUAUAUGCCUACACGUUUCCCCAAUGGCGGAAAUAGCACUUACUUUGGUGGACCAAUUAGCUGCAAGCAAAGGCCUUAUACUAGCGGGUUAUUACCUGGCCAACGAGAAUAUAAAUGAUUUAAGUACAGACAGACCAGCCCAUAGAAUAGCGGAUAAAAUCGCAGAGAACUUCAACAGUGCACUGUUGGUAGUGGUGGAUAAUCGAGAAGUGACUUUAGGUAUGGGCUCGAGUCCAUUGAGAAUUUCACAAUCUGUAGAGGGAAAAUGGAAGCCAAAAGAUAAGGCAAAUAUAAUUUAUGAGGACGAUAUUGCACACACAGAUGCAAUGUAUUCGUUACUGAAGGCAGAGGAGUAUAGGAAUCUGAUCGAUUUUGACAACCAUCUCGAUAACAUCGCUCUUGAUUGGCAAAAUCAGAAAUUAAAUAAAAUAAUCGACGAGGCUGUCGACAAACACACAUAGGAGAUGACAAUGCAACCAUUCCACACACAGUUCAUACAAAGAUUGUUUUAUUUAUGUUGCACUCUAUCUAUAUUUCAUUCA